Molecule: messenger RNA, 3675 nt
Organism: Fimicolochytrium jonesii
Lineage: Eukaryota; Fungi; Chytridiomycota; Chytridiomycetes; Spizellomycetales; Powellomycetaceae
Product: nucleotide-sugar transporter-domain-containing protein
Exons: 15
Coding region: 1-3675 (1224 amino acids)
Biological process (GO): pyrimidine nucleotide-sugar transmembrane transport
Cellular component (GO): Golgi membrane
Molecular function (GO): UDP-galactose transmembrane transporter activity
Source: RefSeq, a predicted model, not a curated record
AUGACUGCCUUCUCCACCCGGGCUCGCCUCGUAGCAGACAGCACGUUAUUCGGCCUGCCUCUAAAAUGGGUUUCGCUAAUCACCCUUGUGGUGCAAAACUCGGCGCUUGCGCUCGUAAUGUCCUAUUCUCGGAAAACGCGCGACCCAGACCAGCCACCUUACGUCGUGUCCACCGCCGUCGUCAUGUCCGAGCUCAUCAAGCUGAUCGUCUGCGCAAUAGUCUAUUGGAGACAGGAAUCGCGACUGGCGGGAGGCGUCUCGAUGCGCAAAGUGCUAAGGGAUAUGUUUGGGAGCGACAGUCAUUGGAAGAAAAUGACGGUGCCGGCGGUGCUGUAUUUUGUGCAGAACAAUCUGCAGUAUGUUGCGGUGCAAUAUCUGGAUCCAGCAACUUUCCAGGUCACAUACCAAAUGAAAAUCUUAACAACCGCCCUAUUCUCCGUGCUCCUCCUCGGACGAACACUUGCAAGGCAAAAGUGGAUAUCCCUGAUCCUCCUCACCCUCGGCAUCGCGCUCGUGCAAAUGGACGGAAAGACAUCCGACUCGAGAGCAGGAGGAGUACAGCAAGCGCUUGGGCUUAGCGCUGUAACCGUGGCUUGUGUCUUGUCUGGGUUGGCAGGCGUUUGGUUUGAAAAGGUGUUGAAGGGCACACAAGCGUCAUUGUUCCUGCGGAAUAUGCAGCUCUGUAUAUUCAGUUUGAUCCCCGGUUUCAUUUUUGGUGUUUUGAUCAUGGAUGGGGAAGUGAUACGGGAAGGCGGGUUCUUUCAAGGCUACAACGCAUGGACCUGGGGCGCGAUCAUGUGCCAAGCGAUUGGAGGGCUUAUCGUAGCUCUCGUCGUCAAAUAUGCCGAUAACAUUUUGAAGGGCUUUGCAACCUCCCUGUCCAUAAUUCUCUCUUCCGUCGCCUCCAUGUUCUUGUUUGAUUUCGAGAUCACGCUGAUGUUCACUCUAGGAUCGUCCGUCGUGCUAUAUGCGACGCAUCUGUAUGGCCUUCCCGAACGGGCCGGACAGGUCAAACGCGCGACGUCCUACGAACAACCGUCAUCAGAUCCCGAUCCUUUGGACGACAAGGAUACGAACUUAUUGCCGCGUAUUUCGGUCAAAUCAAAUGUUAUCCCCUAUGUUUCGGAAGCAGCGAAGUUGGGAGCAGUGUGGGAUGGAUUUGGGGGAGUUGUCCGAUCGCCUCAGAUGACUCGAGAUGUCCGACGGGGACGCGUAGGAAGGCCUUUCUCACACUUCCCUUUCCCCAGCCUCACUCAUCCAGACACCAAAGAUCUUGCUUUGCGUAUUGGCGAGAGUGGAAGAACACAAGCAUGCUACCGGCAGCUGCUGCUCCAUCCGCUCGCCUUGAAGAAGAAACUUGAGGAAUACAAACGUCGGAAAGAGAUGGAGAGGGGACCUGCGAAGAAAGGAACCACUGCGACGGCAACCACGACGACGGCAGUGCGCGGAGUGUUAGGACCGGUUAAGCCAGCUGGCCCCACUGCGACGACCAGAGCGUCUGUGGCCAGGGCAGCAUCGACUGAAGCAAGCAGCGGAAUUCAGCGAAAAGACCCCGUCAGGGUAGGUAUCGCGACGCGUGCGUCGGGCGUUAGUGCUGUUCGUGCUGCUCCAGCGAAAGCAAACACGAUUGCCCCGAGGAAGUCGGUCAUCCCUCCUCCAGGUCCGCGCCCGUCCACGUUCUCGUCUGCUCCGACGAAGAGAUCCGCAACGACAAUCAGCACGAAGAAGCCCGCAGUGUACCAGCCCCUUUCCGCUCAGACCGCCGCCGCAUCCACCGCCCAAGCACGAGCAGCUCCGAAAUCUCGCGUGGCUUCCACAUCCGCUCUCAACCAAACCGGCGAUGCUUCAUCGAAACCGAUCAGGAAGUACGACCCUACAUCGCAUUUAUACCAGACGACCACGGCACGGAACGGCGGCGCAACGACCCGUAGCCUCAUGAGCACUGAUGCAAGGAACAGGACUUCAAGUAUUCCCAGCACUGCGGUGACGGUUGAGACACGGGACGUAGAGGUGCAGACAUGCGACGAGUUGCUGCUGAUUGCUUUGCAGGAAUAUCAGGCCAGGAUUGCUGCUGGGACAAUGAGCGACAUAGCCUUGGCCGCUGAGCCCGCGGAUAGUGUGAUGGAGAUGGAUGGCGUUCGUCACGCCAUUGAUUUGCCAGGAGGGGAUGCUGGCGAAGUCCUGGUGUCGGAGGACGUCCACCGUGUUCAAGUCACUUUCACUGAUGGCCUUGUGGAAGACGAGGCUGAACAGAUGAUCGUGGAUGAGACGUCAGUGGCUAUCAAGAAGACUAGGAGGGGCGUCAGGUUCACGAGCGAUGAUGAGGAACGAGAUGUUACUGAUGAUGCUGAGGAGAACAAGACAGAGUCUGCAAACCCGUUCAUGACGGCAAAGUCACUUCCCAAAGGCACGCCCAGACCUAAAGCACUCAAAUCGGUUCGAAUGUCCACCCCGGGCCUAUCCGCUUCCGAAGCUGAUACGAGCGUCUUUACACCCGCUGCCAAUGACGACAACGAAGCAACGCCAAAAGCAUCGGCUAUGAAAUCACGACGUGUGGGUGGACAGUUCACGCCAUACAUCUCCAGCCGCGCGGCUUUGGUCGAUAGUCCGGCUACGGUUACCUCCAACACUCCUUCAGUUGCGCCGCCGAGCACCACACCCGCGACUUCCAAACCCACCGAUGAUCAUGAAGCAAGUCCCCAGGUCUCACCACCCCCGGCCCUCACCGCCCAGACACCCGACUCACCCGGGGCGCCGCCCCUCCCGAACUGGUCGUUCACAGGCUACCGAUCGCCCCCAGAGCCCGUUGACAAAGCCACACCGUCCCCGCCCAAAUCGGGAUUCCUGACCCGCAACGACAAAACGGGAGGAAGCGACGCGACACCUCUCCGAUCCUUUGGCGUCGGCACCAACGUUGGUUUGGGCGGUGGGACGGGGACCGGGACGGCCGCUAGCGGGUCCAUGUCGGUGAUGAGGCGCCACGGGUUGCUCUCUAGGAGAGUGGACGGUUCUGGGGUCGGAAUUGUUGCAGCGUCGCCGAUGCCCGGCUCCCAGGCGUCGUUUGAUCGCGUCGCGGGGAUGAUGCAGAUGUUGUCGUUGGCGGAUGGGAAGUUUGGGUUCAAGGGUGUUGGAGAAGGUAGCGCGGAGCGCGAGGAGAAGGAAAAUGAACGAGGCGUGGUGAAUGAACCUGUUGGCUCGGUGGCGGUUCUGACGCCUUUGAAGGCGAGUAAGAAGGAUAAGUUGGUCCUAGGCGAAAAUGUCUCAACAGUCCUAACCCCCGUGCGCCGCUCCACCCGCAAACCCAAGCCCACUCCCUCCUACGCCUCCUUCGCCUCCGCGUCCCGCACACCCUCCGCCCACCCCGACGACUCAAUUAAUAACCUCGAAAUGUCCGGAUCCGACGCGGAAGCCAUGACACCCACCAAAUCGGCCAAGAAACCCGCCACGGCGAUGCCGCGGUAUGGCGCCGUGAAUGUGGGUGAGAUGGCCCCGUUGAAGGUGGAGGGCAAGGCUGGGGCCGCGACGGGCACAGGGGAGGAGAUGGACACCGAUCAGUUGUUGAUGAAGCAUGGGUUUGCGUUUGUGCCUAAUAAACACCUUGACUGGACGGGCCGCAUGACCCCACGCCGUAGCACGGCCGGACGGGUGGCCACCCCGCAGCAGCAACCACGAUGA